Bubalus bubalis (water buffalo) is the source of this 372-nucleotide messenger RNA. RefSeq names its product IgA inducing protein (gene IGIP). The coding region runs from base 63 to 206 and encodes 47 amino acids. The transcript has a single exon. The record is from RefSeq and is a predicted model, not a curated record. NCBI's taxonomy places the organism in Eukaryota, Metazoa, Chordata, Mammalia, Artiodactyla, Bovidae.
GCAAAUGCAAUUUAAAAAGUAAAUUUGAGCAUUCUGUAUUAAAUCUGUGCAGCUAUUAUCACAUGAAGAAGCGCAGUGUGUCGGGCUGUAAUAUAACCAUACUUGCUGUUGUGUUCUCCCAUCUCAGUGCUGGGAACUCACCAUGUGGAAACCAAGCAAAUGUGUUGUGCAUCAGCCGGCUUGAGUUUGUUCAAUAUCAAAGCUGAAACUAGCGAGGUCUGCUGUACUGCUUAUUGAAGUAUUGUGAUUCUUUUAGGCAUUGAUUCUUAAAAAAUAUAUACUGUAACAGUAUACUUUGUACAGAUUUAAAUUUUAUUUGAAAAAAAUGAAAUAAAGUAGGCAAAAAAAUAAAGAUGUUUAUUUUUCAUGUGA